This is a messenger RNA of Agrilus planipennis (emerald ash borer), 4887 nucleotides long. RefSeq lists its product as uncharacterized. Gene Ontology annotation, biological process: transmembrane transport; monoatomic ion transport. Gene Ontology annotation, molecular function: monoatomic ion channel activity; protein-containing complex binding. Lineage: Eukaryota; Metazoa; Arthropoda; Insecta; Coleoptera; Buprestidae. The transcript is spliced from 19 exons. Gene Ontology annotation, cellular component: membrane. The record is from RefSeq and is a predicted model, not a curated record. The coding region runs from base 61 to 4413 and encodes 1450 amino acids.
CAGCUAGAGCCGCCCCCCUUGACCAUCUCGAACGAAAAUGCAUCGAAUGAGGGUAAGACGAUGACAGACGAUGAAGAUGCCAGUUCGGAUGAUGUAAAAACACCUCUACAAUCACCAAAAUCCCAAACCAAUAGCAAAGAAGAAGAGGAAUCGUCAUUGGCCAAUAGUUCAGACAACAAGAGUCCCAACACAAGAGGUCACACUAGCUACGAAAAUCCCUUUGACGAUAAGAAGCCCGCAAAAGUAGGAGCGCAACGGUGGAAAAAUCUACAGGCGGUCAUGGCCUACUACCAUUCGCUGCGAAAAAUUAAGAGGUGUCUGUUUAUAAGUUUGUUUUUGUUUCAGAAACCUCCGUUGAAGAGGGAAGAUUCGUUCUUGAAAAGAUUCUCGACACGACAGAUUCCGGAAACGCAGGAAACGGUUGAAGAUACAGGAAGCGAAGGGGGUAACAACGACGGUACUAAGUCCGGCGCACCAAGACGUCGCAGACGCCAGAAGAAGAAACCCCUCACAGUCGUCAACCCCGAUGAAAAUUUCUACUUUUACUGGCUCAUGGUCGUCACUGCCUGUCUCUUGUAUAACAUGUGGACGCUCAUAGUCAGGCAGAGUUUUCCGGAAUUGCAGAGCAUGGCUUCUGGUUUUUGGACUGCGUGCGAUGCCUUGAGCGACGCAGUUUUCCUGAUGGACGUCGGGGUUCAAUUGCGUACCGGUUAUUUGGAACAAGGCCUUAUGGUCUACGAUUCUCAUAAAUUAGCAGGCCACUACUUACGAUCGCGUGCCUUCUUGCUUGAUUUAGCCGCUCUAACGCCCCUAGAUUUGCUCCAGCUCAGGCUUGGUACACAACCUCUUCUCCGUUUCCCGAGAUUCUUAAAGGUUUACCGUUCCGUAAAGUUCUACUACAUCGUGGAAUCUCGCACAGUGUGGCCGAAUCUAUGGAGAGUGGUAAACCUGAUCCACAUCCUUUUGAUUCUUGCUCAUUGGUUUGGUUGCUUCUACUACCUCCUCUCCGAAGCCGAAGGCUUUCAGGGAGACUGGGUUUAUCCGUACCGUCCUGGAGAUUAUGCCACCCUAACACGCAAGUACCUGGGAUCAUUAUAUUGGUCCACCCUCACGCUUACCACCAUCGGAGAUUUACCGACCCCCGAAACAAAUGCUGAGGAUAUCGGCUCGGUGGAUGGCCCAAGGUCCUUGCCGCGCCGGGGCAUCAAGUCACGCCUACUACAAUUCAGCACGAACCGAGGGUAUAUUUUCACAAUUGUCAGCUAUCUUAUAGGAGUUUUUAUCUUCGCAACAAUAGUAGGUCAAGUGGGAAACGUAAUAACAAAUCGCAAUGCGAAUCGUUUAGAAUUUGAACGCCUUCUAGAUGGAGCGAAAACAUAUAUGCGACAUCACAAGGUACCAGGAGGGAUGAAACGCCGUGUCCUUCGAUGGUAUGAUUAUUCAUGGUCAAGAGGGAGGAUACAGGGGGGUGGUGACAUAAAUACUGCUUUAGGCUUAUUGCCAGAUAAACUGAAAACUGAGUUGGCCUUGCACGUUAAUUUGAGUGUUUUAAAGAAGGUUACAAUUUUUCAAGAAUGUCAACCAGAGUUUUUACACGAUUUAGUUUUGAAAAUGAAAGCGUACAUUUUUACCCCGGGAGAUUCGAUUUGCAGAAAGGGCGAGGUGGCGAGGGAAAUGUUCAUUAUUGCGGACGGAAUAUUGGAGGUUUUGAGUGAAAACGGUAAAGUACUGACCACAAUGAAAGCCGGCGACUUUUUCGGCGAAAUUGGAAUCCUUAAUCUCGAUGGACUCAACAAGCGUACUGCGGACGUAAGAUCGGUAGGUUAUUCGGAAUUGUUUUCGUUGUCCCGAGAGGACGUUUUGGCCGCGAUGAAGGACUAUCCGGAAGCUCAAGAGAUCCUUCAGAACUUGGGCAGGAAACGGUUAAUGGAAGUGAAGGCCUCGGCGAGACAGCAAGCUCAUAAGGAACAAAAACCGGACCCUUUACCAUUGGAUAAAGGACUCGUUGGAAAAAUAAGAAACGAGGCUAGGGGCCUAAAAAAAGCGAUCAGAAAAACUAGAAACCAUCACAGACGUUCUACCACCGAUGAAGCCAUGGAGUUGCAACCACUUCACGCUAAAGAAGAAAACAACAAUAAAAGCGUUUUGAAACGGAUGUCGCGUCUUAAAUCCAAUUCUAGUCAAGAAGAUCCAAACAGUUCAGUGGAACACCCUCCCUCGGUUGCUGAAGGAAUUGUAUCUCCACUUGGAGCUGGUCUUCCAUUACUUUCCAGAUUAAGGCUGCUAAAGGAAAAGCAAGAAAAUGAAGGAAAAGUUGGAGGUGGUGGAUUUGCAGCAUUCACUCGAAAAGUUAUAUCGCCGCCUCCGCCAGCCGCACCAGUCAAGAGUCCUCCCAAAACUGAGGACGACAACUUGGAUCCCACAAACACCAACCUGCCUUUCCUCCAAAGGAUCCUUCUCCUCAAAAACAAGGAGGAACAAAAUGUCCAACAACAACACAGUAGUCUGCCCACGAGUCCAACGACUACCAUGCAAAUGGUUGCAGUUACCAGAACCAUAUCCUCAGUACCCAUUUGUAACAAAACCGUUCCAGUGACAACAGCGUGUGUUACAACAACGUCCUGCAGUCGGUUGUCUUUCAAAGAAAAAAUAAAACUGCACAAAAGCGCCAACAACAAACUGACCAUUAGUGAAAUCAAAGAAAGUAGCACGGAUUCGAAGCAACAAACUUCGGAAGUGUCGGAAGCGGGUAGUGAAAAAUCGAAAACCGUUAAUUUCGCAAGUGAUAGUGAUAAAAAUGUAAAGACGACGUCCACCUUAGAUCCUCCCGCUCCUCCUAAAGCGAUCGUCAGUUGUGCACCCUCAGAGAAAAAAACAUCCCCCGUGCUCUGUGACAGUAGUAGUAGUGCUCGAUCGCCCAUCGUUACAGUUACCCUAUCGACGAGUGAUACCCUCCAAGAAGUGGUCAAAAAUCGAGAGAGUCCGGAAAAAGACGAUCCUCCCUGGAGCAAACUGAAGAAGGCCGCGCUUGUCCAUGAAGUAAACGAUGUUAUGAUCGCGUCUUCGAGUAGUGGGGGUAGUGAAAGUGAUAAGGGCUGUGCGUCAACGAAAAUACGACCCUCUAUGUUGACGAUUACAAGGAAAACGAAAAACUAUAGGUCGAUCGACGAUCUAUCGCCGGAAUAUAGUGGUUUACCGUUUGUGAAAAAACUGAAAAUUCUAAACGAAAGACAAAAAUUAGCUGAACUCGAAUAUGAAAUCAAAAAGCGUAGCUUUAGUUUGGACAUUCCUGACACGCAGCAGGCAACCGUAGAAUGUGAUACGUUAACCAGGUCGCAUUCAGAGGGUAGUAAAAUGCACCAAGAUAAUAAACUCCGAUCGAAAAACACCCUCUUGUCUUCCACCGCAGUUCCCAUAAGCAGAAGUCCACUCCAUUCGAGCACCGAGUCCAACGAAACCCAAGAAAGAAAAAACCUCAAGUCCAUUUUGAAGAAGCUGACCGAGGAAGUCCAAGUGCCACCAAUGACGCCCAACAAAAUCGACUCAACGGAAUUCAGGAAACUCAUGAGGGCACCAACGAUAGAAGGUUACGCUGCAAGACAUAGUAAACUUUCGAAAAGCGUCACUUUUGACAGGGGUACUUCACAUAGUUAUUUAAAUAACGACCCACUAUCAGAAACAGUCAACAUUUUACCUUCCAAAGAAAACGGAAUUGAAUCGAAAACAAAAGAAAGCGAGAGCAAGCUGCAAGCUUUAGAAAAAUUCGGGUUUCUGCCUUCAAAAGUUAAUCAAUUGAAAUUGUUUAAAGGACCUUUAGAAGAAGACCAACAGUACUACGAGGAAGUCGUUUUGGCAAUCAAGCAAGUGAUGGCGUCCCAUCUUCAGGAGGUGCAGGAAAAAUUUGAGCAAAAAUUCGAAAAAUUGGAAGAAGAAUUAAGAAGCAGAGAUCAAGUUAUCAACCAACUGCGAGCACAUAUCAUCGAACUAGAGAGGGUCACUGACGAGUCAUAUGCGGUUCCAUUCUGCCGCACCCAGGACUCAGUGGAAACGGUGAUCGGAGGUAACGUGGACCGUUCCUCCUGGGAAGAUCACACCUUCCACGAGUCCCAGGAGUUACAAAAAUUGCCCCGCUCGAUCUCCCCCCAACAAAUCCACUCGUCUGCAUCGUCGAGUGUUGUGCUCGACUUGGAGUCGACGACCGACACCGAGGGCGAGUCCGAAGACCCGGGCGAUUCUUCCGAACCGGGGGCUUACGAAUCGGGAGAGUGUAGACGCAAUACGAACUGGGAAAUUGAAAUGCUGGCGGCACAAAUGAGACAGAAACGAUCGGCCAGUUUAGAUUACGCGGUCAGACAACCCCCCAGGAGACGGUUUAAUAGGGGGAGUAGUGUCGAUAACCAUAAGCAUGACUGAUAUAAUAAAGUAUAUAUUUGUGUUGGUGCCUACUAGGUAUGAUAGUGAGUGUACCGAUUCUAUUCGAUUUGAUUUAGAAAACAAUUUUCUUCAGAAAUUAAAGAACCAGACAAAAAAUAUUUACAGGAAAUUGCUUUCGAUACAACUGGGACAGACAGGAAAUCGAAAUUUAUAAAAAUCAAUCGCUAUUUCUGCAACUUUUAUCGUUGAGAGUUAAGAAAAUAAAACAUGACGCUAAUAAAAAACCCAUUAAUUUUUUUUUUAUACUGGAAUAAAGUUAAUGGUCCCUGAAUGAAUGAGAACGAUAACAAUAGUUAUCUACAACUAAUUGUAAGUGAGGAGCAUAAUUACUGAGUAGAUAGAAGAAACAAUAAAGCAACUAGAAGUUGAAGUGAUAAUCGUGAACGUAAUAUUUUCUAAAAAUUCCCAAUUUCUCUUUAAGGAUGUUUGGGAGAUACAAUCGGAGACAAGAGU